Molecule: messenger RNA, 1425 nt
Organism: Ambispora leptoticha
Lineage: Eukaryota; Fungi; Glomeromycota; Glomeromycetes; Archaeosporales; Ambisporaceae
Source: the annotation of a GenBank genome assembly
AUGGGCGAAUCUUUAGCAGUAGAACAAAUUGGAACUUUGAAAGCGGCAUAUGAUAAAAGGAAACUACGACGAAAACCACCGCCUGAAGGCAAAGAAUAUUUCUCUAAUGUAAAUUUACAUUUUGAUAUAUGUGCUGAGAUUGCUUUAUUCUUUCAAAAAUUUAUUGAUUUUUAUCUUUUAAGCCAAUACGAUAUCACUAAUUUGAAAGUUGAUGCUAUUGUAAAUGCGGCAAAUGAAUCACUCCUAGGAGGUGGUGGCGUUGACGGUGCUAUUCACAGAGCAGCUGGGCCUGGUUUGAGACGUGAAUGUUUGACGCUUGGUGGCUGUGAUACUGGUGAUGCUAAGAUCACUAAAGGUUAUGAUUUGCCGUGUAAACACGUGAUACAUACGGUAGGCCCUAUUGGAGAGGACCCGAAAGCUCUUCGUCGUUGUUAUCAAAGAUGUAUGGAAAUCUUUCAUGAAUAUAAGCUCAGGACUAUUGCUUUUUCAAAUAUAAGCACAGGAAUUUAUGGUUAUCCAAGGGGUUCAGCAGGCAGAGUGGCGCUAGACACUAUCAGACGUUGGCUCGAAAACCAAGAAAGUCUCGAGAAUAUUGAUCGAAUUAUCUUCUGUGUAUUUGAAAAUGAAAAUAAAUUUGUUUACGAGGAAUUAUUGCCGCACUUUUUCCCGCCUCCUGAUCAAACUCCGGAAGAAAUCGAAGAGGCAAAAACCGAAGAAAAGGCAAAAGCCGAAAGAGAAAAGGUAAAAGCUGAAGAAGAAAAGGCAAAGGCUGAAAAAGAAAAGACAAGAGCCGAAGAAGAAAGAGCAAAAGCUAAACAAGAAAAGGAAAAAAGUCAAAACGAUGAUGAGAAAGUUGACACGACGGAAAAUAUAGAUACUAAAGAAAAAGUCGAGAAUGAAAGUAUGGAAAUUAAAGAUGAAGAAGAAAAGAAAGUAAAUAUGGAAACCAAAGAAAAUGAUAAAGAAGGGGAGAAACCAAGUACGGAAAUUAACGAAAACGAUGAGAAGAAACCUAGUACGGAAAUUAACGAAAACGAUAAAAAGGAGGAGAAGCAUAAUGCAGAAAUUAAUGAAAACGACAAUGUGGAGGAUAUGGAAAUUAUAGAGAAGCAAAGUACGGAAAGCGAUAUUAAAGAUGAAGUGAAAGAAGGUGCGAAAACUAAUGAAACAGUUGAAGGUGAAGUGAGGGAAACUAAAGAAAAAGAUCCUAAAGAUCAAGAGAAGGAAGGUGCGAACAUUAAUGAAAAAAAAGAAGGUGCGGAGAUUAAAGAAAAGGCUCUUGAAGAUGAAGAGAAAGAAGAGACGGAAAAUAUUGAAAAUUCCAAGAUAGAAAAUCAAGAUACAACAAUGGGUGUUGGCACUAAAGAAACCGAAGCGAGUCCAGAUGACAUGGACAUCGAUCAACCAGAUGAAACGAAGCUUUGA